AUGGGGUCUACCGUUUUCGGCUGCGACGUUGUGGGGGAGCUGAAGAGAAUGAAUGGUCGACAACUAUUUUACCAAAUACUGACAUUCGCUAUGGUUCUUUCUUCUGCGCUAAUGAUAUGGAAGUCACUUAUCGUUAUUACAAAUAGCCCAAGCCCUAUUGUUGUGGUUCUGAGCGGAAGCAUGGAACCGGCUUUUUAUCGAGGCGAUCUUCUCUUUUUGACAAAUUUUAAGUCAGAGCCUUUGAACGUUGGGGACAUUACUGUCUUCAAGAUUGAUGAUCGUGAAAUUCCAAUUGUACAUCGGGUCCUGCGUAUUCAUCAGUCAAAUAAUGGGACCGUGAAGUUUCUGACUAAGGGUGACAAUAAUGCCGUAGAUGAUCGAGCUUUGUAUCCUCAGGGCCAAGACUGGCUUGAAGAGAAGCAUGUUAUGGGCAAAGCAAAAGGAUUUCUCCCCUACAUCGGUAUGGUAACAAUAAUAAUGAACGACUACCCAAAACUGAAGUACGCUGUGAUUGGAUCGCUGGGGGUCUUCAUGCUGAUUACUCGUGAACAGUAA
Echinococcus granulosus is the source of this 555-nucleotide messenger RNA. RefSeq names its product Signal peptidase complex catalytic subunit SEC11C. Lineage: Eukaryota; Metazoa; Platyhelminthes; Cestoda; Cyclophyllidea; Taeniidae. The record is from RefSeq and is a predicted model, not a curated record. The transcript is spliced from 6 exons. The coding region runs from base 1 to 555 and encodes 184 amino acids. Gene Ontology annotation, cellular component: signal peptidase complex; membrane. Gene Ontology annotation, molecular function: serine-type endopeptidase activity.